ACUCGCAAUUGAGAAGGUCAGAAGCAGCCGUCCAGACUUUCUCGAUCUCAUUAGUUCAUCGGUGGAACUGAACUCGACAUUUUUGUGCUUAUCUCUUGCCAACGAAGACUCUAAUGCAGGGGAGGCGGUGAGGAGAGUGAGCGGGAGGUGUGAGGCUGCUCGUGCAACAAGUGCGACACCUGCAGUUGGUGGACUGCUGCCCCAGCUGACUCACGCUGGGGUUGAGUUUAUCCUGCUGACCGAGGAGGCAGAGAAGAGGUAGUGUCCACGUGGGAGGCAGCUCAAGGCGUGUCUCAGUACAGUAUAACCGAAGCAAAUGUAUGAAGAUCAAAGUUAUACCCAAGAACAUACUUUUCACCCAAUGUCGUGUUAAUAAUGAAAUCAAGGACCUGUAAUUCCAUAACUAAAAACUGGCAUUACAACCAAAUUUUUCAACUGUGUUUUUGUUACAGUCUAUGGGAGCACUCGCAAUGCCUUCAAGUUAAAAUCUAUGAUUGUGGACAAAGAAAUUUUUUACUUUGUUUAAACUAUGAAGCACCACGGAUGAAAGACAAGGGAGGUACAAGAUUACACAAAAUACAAUUCAAUGGAACAAUAGAAGAAACUAGAACAUUUGCAAGAUUGUGGACAUUGUAUGUUGAGAUGAAGAGAUGGAAUGAGGAAAAUGGUACUCGUACAGAAUGCAGAUUAGAAGAACAGUAUGAAUAUAAUGUAGAGAUUGUUUGUCAGACACAUUUCAUGAAGUUUGAUAGAGAGGAGCACCAUUUUGACUUUUACUGUGUGGAAAAGUCACUGUAUCUUAUUGGUGCACAUGGAGGUGAAGUAACCAAUCACUUAGAAGACCAUAAGCUUAUGAAACUUGCUCAAGUUAAAACCUCUGGACCAUUAUACAUUCCAUCCAACUGUAGACACAUCCUGAUUUUUCCCAUUACUAAGGCUGGCUCCCUAUUAGUUGUGCACGCCUUUCCCACCUUCAUCCUUUCAGUAUUUUACAUCACAUCAACAGCUCUCAUUAGUUCAUUGCCCUACUUUAGUUCUUUACCUGUGUUCUACAUGUCCACUUUAUAUUGUAGCCAUCAACAUCCUGUGGUGAGUGUAUCAGUACCCUGGUUGUGUACUGGUCAUGUAAGUGUCUCAUGCAACACAGACCUUAUUGUUGUGGCCUUAAUAGCAAAUUUAUACUUCUCUUUCAUAGCCUUGAUGUUUUGUACUAUUGGUUUAGAGAAAGUAACUGUUAAUGAGUUUGGUGAAGUGAACAAAAGGAUCCCUUGUCCCUGGAAACAUUGUAUUAUGUUUGCACUUACACAUGAUGAACUUGAAAUUAAUCAUCGUUUGUCCCUAAACCAAGUUGAGCCUUCUUGCCUUACUCGAGAGAUGAUUAAUAAAUCUCUCUCUCUCAUAUUUAGUCAUAAUAUGACUUGCCCAAUCAUAUCCAGGAUCCAUACUUUGUUACCACUUACCAGUCUUUCCACUGAUAUUCCUGACAUGUCAUCUUCUCUCACUCUUACCACCAAUAUUCUCAAUGUUCCAGCCUCACUUACAUUCACCAUCUCCACUUCUGCUGUGCCAUCCAUGUUUCAUUCUGUUGGAAACACUUCUAAUACACACAUCAUGUUCAUUCCUUAUCCAUGCUUCACUCAUACCAUUCAGACACUUGCCUUCCCUCACCCUCUUUUACCCAGCAUCCCCUUCAUUCUUAAACCCAGCACCCCAUCCACUCAUAACCCUGGUUAUAAUAAAUGCAGCACAAGUAGGUUUACUGGUAAGAUGAACUACAAGCCACGCAACUUACACAGGAUUUCAACAAGUUUCUGCAUUACGGAGAAUGCCAGUUGUUACGUACCACACACAUUGUGCCUUCCUUUAUGGUGGUGGGUAUUGUUUCUGAUGCUUUGGACAAGUUUUGGUGCAAGAAUGUGUUUCGCAGACAAAGAUAAAUCUUCAUACAGAAAUUUGGUUUCACUGAACCAACUCCCCCAUCUAGAGUCGAGAAGACAACCACGGGAACCUUCAGUACACUCUAUGAGUGGAAGAGUCUGUACAAGUCUGCGGGUUAUGAACUCUGUGGAUAAUCUGAGAAAGUUGACUAACUGCAGCGUGAUUGAAGGCAGCUUGCAGAUCGUCCUUAUUGAAGAAGCUCCACAGAAUAAGGAGGAGGAGUGGAAAAAGUGGAGUUUCCCAGAGUUGGUUCAGAUUACGGACUUUCUGCUGGUGUUUAGUGUCAGUGGACUGCGCUCCUUGGGCCAGCUCUUCCCCAAUCUAGCUGUCAUACGUGGAAUGGUUCUUCACCAGAACUAUGGUCUCGUUGUCUAUGAUGCAAGAGAUCUUGAAAGUGUGGAUUUGCACAGCCUGACAGCCAUUUUGCAAGGGGGUGUGAGAAUCCAGAAUAACUUCAACCUGUGUUAUGUACACACAAUUAACUGGUCCAUUAUCAUCAAGGAUGAGAGUGAAAUAAUCAUUAAGAACAAUAAUGAAGGGUUGUGCAAGCCAUGUCCCACUCAUUGUCCUCAACAAGGGAAGCUGGAGCACUGCUGGUCCUCCACACACUGCCAGCAAGUGUGUGAUUCCAAAUGCAGUAGUGGAUGUACAGCCCGUGGGGAGUGUUGUGAUAAGCAGUGUGUUGGAGGCUGUGGAAUGCCCAACAAUCCUUCAAGUUGCUAUGCCUGUCGUCACGUUAACUCUGGCGGUACAUGCUUUAAAGCGUGCCAUAAAGACUACUAUGAGUACCGCAGGUAUCAGUGUGUAACCAAGAAAGCUUGUAAUGAAAUGAAGCUUACACUCUUUGAGUCUGAGGAUAAGAGCAAGAAGAAAUGUGUUAAAGAAUGUCCUGCUGGAUACUCCCGUACAGCUGAUCAAGAGCUUGAAAAGAAUAUCUCAAUUUGCCAGAAAUGCAAUGAUCCAUGUCCCAAGAAUUGCAAAGGUCAGCUGGUUAACACAAUUGCCAAGGCCCAGCUCCUCUCUGGCUGCACCAAAAUCGAAGGCCCACUUGUUAUCAGCUUCACAGGAGGAAAGGCCAUUGCAAAGAAGUUGAAUGACAGCCUGGGACUGAUAGAGGAAGUGACUGACUAUAUCCGGGUCUUUGACUCUCAUGCUCUCUUUACUCUCGACUUCUUGGCCAGCCUGAAGGUUAUUGGGGGCACCAAACUUUAUAAUGGGAAGUAUGCACUUUAUGUACACGACAAUGACAAUUUGACGGAGAUUUGGUCUUGGAGAAACCACCCAGAUUUGAAUAUUAAAAAGAAUGCCUCAGUAUUGUUCCAUUCCAAUCCGAAGUUGUGUUACAAGAAGAUUAAGGAGCUAUUCGAGAGAACACAUCUAAACAUGACAGACGACUACAACAUGCAACUCACCAAUGGAAAUAAAGUAGCAUGUACCAUCAUGAACCAAACUAUUAAAUUACAAGCUUUGUCAGAUAAAGGUAUGUUAAAUGUUAGUUGGGAUGCAAUAUCUACUAAUGAAGAUGACCGGAUGCUCACUGGCUAUUAUAUAUACUACAAGCCAUCAAGUAAGAGGGACUUGGACUACAUGACAGGUCGUGAUGCUUGUGAUGACGACUGGUCGAGAAUGUAUGUGGAGAUCACAAAGUCUGACGUGAAGAUAAGUGCCCGUUUGGUAGACCUACAGCCAGACACACAGUAUGCCAUAUAUGUACAAACUGACACUGUUGUUGGUGCAGUCUAUGGUGCAAAGUCAAAUAUCAGUUACAUCAGAACUUGUCCUUACAACCCAAGCAGUCCUCGUAACCUGAAGGUGACAUCUGUAGGGGCCACUUGGAUGACAGUGACUUGGUCUCCACCUGCAUUCCCAAAUGGCAAAAUUUCAUGUUAUAUCGUCAAGAGAAUCCUCAGUCCAUCAAGUAUGGAUGUAUCAUCAGAUUUUUGCUCCUCAAUACGAAGCCAAGACCAAAUGAACCAAAUGCAGGAUUCAGGAAAGGAACUAGCAAGCACCACUGAGGCACCUUCUCCCAAUGAACAAUCCUUAGUGCCAGGACCCAACUUGGGUAAAUGUUGCCCGUGCUCUCGUGACUCGAUGCACAGAGAACAACAAGAGAAUAUAGACUUCGAAGAUCGACUGUUUAGUUUUGUCUAUGAGCGUCUUUCUAGCAGACAGAAACGCAGUAUUCCAGAGUCAGAUCUUGAGGAGACACCUUCAUCCAAUUGGCAAGAUCAUAAUCCAGUCACAUGCAGGUCUAUCUCUGAUAGCCAUAAUUCAUCUGAGAGUGAUGUGGCAGUAUUCUCGGUUCAGGAAAAAACUAUCACCAUCCCCAACCUUCACCACUUUUCCCGCUACCGGAUUGAGGUUACUGCAUGUCACGAGGCCACUCCAAAAUGCCCAUUGACUUCAGGGGAGGAGUUAUGUGAACUUUGCUCUAUCAUCCCUGCUAAGACUGUGGGAACCACACGCACAUUACAUGGUGCUAAUGUAGUGCGUGAGUUACGAGUAAGCAACAUUGGUAGCUCGGAUAUGGUAGAAUUGACUUGGACACCUCCUGCAGAUCCCAAUGGACAGAUCAUUGCUUACAUAAUCAUUGUUGAACCAGACAGUGCACACAUGCAAGGGUCAGUCUAUAAGAGGUGUGUGAACUCUCAAGAGUUUGAAGACAAGAACAACACAUACAACCUGAAUGUAACAAUGAUAGAGCCUGGGAGAUACUUUCUUAGUGUUCAAGCACACAAUGGACACUCUUUGUAUGCCAAUGAAUCAUCUGAGAGCAUUCCUUUCACCAUUAAGGGUAAGGUGAAUGCAUCCUUUGACUUGACGUUGUGGCCUUUAUUGACUGCCAUGCUGGUGGUGUUGAUGGUAGGGACCACAUAUUUUAUUUUCAAGAAAAAAUUAAGAGGGAACCCCAUCUAUAAGAAAGAAACAGUCAAUCCAUUAUAUCCUCGUGAAAAAGAAAACCCAGACGUUGGUGCUAUGAUCUCCAGAGAGCACAAAAUAGAUUCUGAUGACCUUUCACUUGAGGAGAGCUGCCAACUUGGUAAAGGAAACUUUGGUGUUGUAAUGAAAGGGAAGCUUCGUCGUGAGUCAGGAGACAUUCCUGUUGCUGUGAAGCAAGUCACUGAGUUCCAAGCCAGAAAUAAUCUACUGGAAGAAGCCAAGUUAAUGCUAACAUUUGAUUGCAACCACCUGGUACGUGCCUAUGGAGUUUUGCCAGGAGACAAAGACAUGUUAUUGGUGAUGGAGCUCAUGAGUCGAGGUGACCUGUUACAGUACCUGAGAUCACUGAAGGCUCGUAACAAUGAUAUCUUCACUGUCCUCAGUGUUGAGCAAGUGUGUGCCAUGGCAAUACAGAUAGGAGAUGGAAUGGCAUACUUAGCGAGUCACAAAUUUGUUCAUCGAGACUUGGCUGUCCGCAACUGUCUUCUUGAUGAUAAACUCAACAUAAAGAUUUCCGACUUUGGCAUGACAAGAAUGACUGACAAAGACUACUAUGAAAUGAAUAAAACAAAGUAUCUCCCUGUGCGUUGGAUGCCCCCGGAGUAUCUCAGCAAUCGAAAAUUCACCAGCCAGAGUGAUGUGUGGAGCUAUGGUGUUGUCAUUUGGGAAAUCCUCUCUGGAGGAGCACGGCCAUACCAGCACUUGGAGGAUAAUGCAAAGGUGAUGGAUGUGGUUAUAAAUGGUUACACCUUAGAAUCCGAUUUGCCAAGAAAUACACCCCAGUUCCUGGCCGAGAUUGUAGUGAGCUGCUGGAAGUUCCAUGGCUGUCAAAGGCCAUACUUUCCUCAGAUAAUUACUGCUCUGCUCCAAAAUACCUCUUCACAAUUUCUUGAACACUUCAGGAGUAAAUCCUUCUACCACACAUCUGAAGGUCAAGAAUAUAAAAUGUUAGUGGAAGCCAUGCAAGAUGUUGAGGAUGACAAUGAUGUAACCACACUUCUUACUUCAUCAUCUCUGCCACUAUCACUGCUUAGUGACCAAGGGCCACCAUUACCACCGAGAAGUCAUAAGUACAGAUCUCAAGUUCGACUUCCUAGCCAAGCUACUCUAAAGGAUCCCCAGCACCAUCCACACACUGGUGCAACAGACAACAUGCAGUUUUUCUCACUUCGUCAGCAUGAGGCAAGAGACAGUAACAUCAAUGAUGUGACGCUGCUACCUCAUACAAAUUCAUCUCUUUUAAAUGUGGAUUUUGCAAAUGUAGGUAAUUCAAUGUCUUCUGAAAGUAACUUAAUUUCUACAACCAGGACAGAUCGUGGCUGUUGCCCCAAAUUCACUAUAAAUAAGCAUGAUGCUGCAAGAUUCAACAUUACGGAAGACAGCCAACCAGGGACUUUUGCAAACCCUACCACAGUACCAAACAAUGUAGUAGUUCAUAUAAAUGAAAGUGGCUUGCCUUCCUCGACUCUUUCCAGCAGCACUGCUUCCAAUGUUAAUAGAAAAAUUAUCCCAGACUUAUGUUGUACCAUAUCUCCUAAAUAUUGUCACAUGCCACAUUGAUGUUAUCCUUGAAAGCUACAGGGCAUUACUGGUAUGUCUAUUGAGAGAAUUACAGUUGUGUUCUUUUGUUCUGUAAUGCCAUCAGUAUUGUAUAAGCUAGUAACAGUCAUUCAUGGAGAAUGUAAUUCUUUCUAAAUGAAUUUGCAGGUGAACAAUUUACAUUUUACCCAUGUGGAGUGGACCUGUAUAGGCUUGUCAGUACUGCAAGUUUCAUUUGUGUAGAUGGUUUCAUCUAACCCUAGAAGAAUACUAGAGGCCUUCAAAACAUGGUAUCACAGGGAAAUGCUGAAGAUAAAUUGUACCGAUAUAAAAGCAAUAGUAAUAUCUCCGUUAGCUGGAAUCCCUCAAAUUUGGAACUCUCCAAUAGCUGGAAUUUAAAUUUUCUAGGAAAAUCAUUCCCAAAGACGGAAAUUUCCGGAAAAUUCCAGCUUUGGGACCGAUUUUCGAGGGGCACAUUUUCCAUAAAUUCUGGGGAUGGGGGAAGUUUGUUUUCUGGGUUUGAGAGAUGAAAAUCUGGUGCAUUUUCCCAAAAUUGAUAAUUUUCCGGUACAGAGAUACCCGGAAAAUUCCAGGGAGGGAGAAUGUUUUUCCUGGUUCGAGAGAUGAUGUAAUGGGCAAUUUUCUGGGGAUGAGGGAUUUUUCCGAAUUAGAGAGUCCUUUCGUUACCUGGAAGUCUCUCAUUCCCGGAAGAGCUCUGCACCAAUUAUUUUGGCUAACGGAGAUAUCACUGCAGUAGCUGUAAGCCUGGCUAAAACAAGAAGAGAAAACUACAAAUUUACAGGAUAAGAAUAUUCUUUGACCAUAAAAUACUGGUAAAGAUAUUAAAAUUUAAAAUUAACUAUAGGAGGGCCAGAUAAAAUACAUAAAGCACUGGGGGUUUUAACCUUAAAUAAGUUACUGUAACUAACUGACAAAGAUAUCAUUAUAUUUUAUUAAAAUGGGUUGAUUAUAUCAAAUAAAUAUGUUCAGACAGCUGAACUAAAUCAUUUUA
Molecule: messenger RNA, 7429 nt
Organism: Homarus americanus (American lobster)
Lineage: Eukaryota; Metazoa; Arthropoda; Malacostraca; Decapoda; Nephropidae
Product: insulin-like growth factor 1 receptor
Exons: 31
Coding region: 376-6438 (2020 amino acids)
Biological process (GO): positive regulation of kinase activity; protein phosphorylation; cell surface receptor protein tyrosine kinase signaling pathway
Cellular component (GO): signaling receptor complex
Molecular function (GO): transmembrane receptor protein tyrosine kinase activity; ATP binding; protein binding
Source: RefSeq, a predicted model, not a curated record